Messenger RNA from Closterium sp. Yama58-4, 2838 nucleotides. The record is from the annotation of a GenBank genome assembly. Lineage: Eukaryota; Viridiplantae; Streptophyta; Zygnematophyceae; Desmidiales; Closteriaceae.
AUGGGUGACGAGGAGCUCCGCUGCUUUGUUGGUGGCCUCUCGUGGGGCACGGAUGACCGCGCUCUUUCGGAUGCUUUCCACGACUAUGGAGCUGUUGACGCUAAGGUUGUGAAUGACCGAGAAACCGGCCGCUCCCGAGGUUUUGGAUUUGUGACUUUCAACGACAAGGCUGGCAUGGACGAUGCAAUCAAGGCCAUGAACGGCAAGGAACUUGACGGCCGGACUAUCACCGUCAACGUUGCUCAACCCCGUGGAAGUGGAGGUGGGCGCGGCGGAGGUGGCGGCUAUGGCGGCGGUGGCGGCGGCGCUCCCGCGUCAGGAAUGUCAGCCACAGUCGCAGAAGAGGCGGCAGCGCGAGUGGCGGCGGCAGAGGCAGCGGGAAUCACGCUGUCGGAUGAAGUGAAACGCGCCUUGCUCGCGGGGCGCCCUGUCGUGGCGCUGGAAUCGACUAUCAUCUGUCAUGGCAUGCCAUAUCCACAGAAUCUGCAAGCAGCAGAGGGCGUGGAGGGUAUUAUCCGCCAGGAGGGGGGUGUGCCAGCCACUAUUGCCAUCCUUGACGGACGGCCAUGCAUAGGGCUGACCUCCUCUCAGCUGCAGCACCUGGCACGGGACGGCCAUGCUGCUGUGAAGACUGCCAGACGGGAUGUGGCUCUCGUGAUGUCUCAAGGGCUCACAGGAGCCACCACUGUGUCGGCUACUAUGCUGUUUGCUCACAAGGUGGGCAUCCCUGUGUUUGUGACUGGUGGCAUAGGCGGCGUGCAUCGAGGGGGGGAGAGCACGAUGGACAUCUCAUCUGAUCUCACGGAGCUGGGUCGCACGCCCGUGGCCGUGGUGUGUGCGGGUGUCAAGUCAGUUCUCGACAUUCCGCGAACGCUUGAAUACCUGGAGACGCAAGGGGUGACAGUGGUGGUGUACGGUGCCAAGGAGUUCCCAGCGUUCUUCACACCACAAUCUGGCUGCCCUGCACCCGCCACUCUCAGCGACCCUGCUAGUUGUGCAGCUCUCAUUGACGCCAACCAUCGCAUGCAGCUUUCAAGUGGCAUGGUGAUAGCAGUGCCGGUGCCACAGGGGCAGGCAGCAGAGGCGGAGGGGGUGGAGCGAGCAACACAGCAGGCACUUGCCGAAGCAGACGCACAGGGCGUGAAGGGGGCACAGGUGACACCGUUUGUGCUCAAGCGGAUCAAGGAGCUCACAGGAGGGGCGUCACUCACUGCAAACAUAGCACUAGUGAAGAACAAUGCCCGUACGGGUGCCCAAGUAGCCUGUGCUCUUGCACAAAGGAGAAUGUCACCCUCACCCCCAUUCCCACCUCUCCUACCCAUCCCCAUCUCCCCACUAUCCCAUCCUUCCCCUCACUCACGUUCCAACCCCUCACCCUCUCUCACCCCCUCUCACCGCCUCUCACCCCUCCUCUCACCUCCCCAAUCGCCCCCCACUUCCCCCUCUCCAUUCCCCAUUCCCCCCCCGCUCCCCUCUCUUCCUUCUCUCCCCUCUCACCUCCCCAAUCGCCCCCCUCUUCCCCCUCUCCAUUCCCCAUUCUCCCCCCGCUCCCCUCUCUUCCUUCUCUCCCCUCUCACCUCCCCAAUCGCCCCCCUCUUCCCCCUCUCCAUUCCCCAUUCUCCCCCGCUCCCCUCUCUUCCUUCUCUCCCCUCUUACCUCCCAUUCCUCGGUUUGAUCGCCACAGAGUUUUACGAGAUUCGGCGAGAAGCCGAGGCAGUUAAAGAGCAACUGGCGGCCAUCAGAUCCACUACCGACGUGCCACGUCAGCGCGCUGCCAUUGCUGACCUGGAGCGUGACGUGGCAAGGGAGGACCUGUGGGAGGAUCCAGCUCAGGCGCAGCAGCUGAUGACGCAGCUGACGGAGCUGAAGGACGGCGUGAGAGAAGUCGAGGAAUUUGCCGAUAAGGUGGAGGAGGUGUGUCUUAUAGUGGAGCUGCUAGAAACGGAGCAGACACCAGACGCGUCACUGGUGGAGGAGGCGAGGGAGGGGCUGCAGUGGGUGCGAGCACACAUGGAGAGAUACGCUGUGGCUCAGCUGCUGGCAGGGCGGUUCGACCGCAAGGGCGCGCGACUUACCAUUGCUGCUGGUGCUGGAGGGACCGAUGCGCAGGAUUGGGCGGACAUGCUGUUGCGCAUGUACAUGCGGUGGGCGGACAGGCGGGGCUUUAAGAAGCGAGUGGUGGAGCGGUCGGAUGGGGAGGAGGCGGGGAUCAAGAGUGCAACACUUGAAGUGGAGGGGCGGUAUGCGUACGGGUAUCUGAGCGGGGAGAAGGGCACUCACAGGCUCGUCAGACAGUCGCCAUUCAACGCCAAGGGGCUCCGACAGACGAGUUUCGCAGGGGUGGAGGUGAUGCCUCUCCUAGAGGAAGAAGCAAUCAAGGUGGAAAUUCCGGAGGACGACCUGGAUGUGACUACAAUGAGGGCGGGUGGCAAGGGUGGGCAGAACGUCAACAAGGUGGAGACGGCCGUGCGCAUGGUGCAUGUGCCCACAGGGAUUGCUGUUAAAUGCUCAGAGGAGCGGUCGCAGGCGCAGAACAAGGCUAAGGCACUUGCGAUGCUUAAGGCAAAGCUGCUCAUUAUCCUGGAGGAGCAGAGAGCAGCGGAGAUUAGAGAAAUUCGGGGAGACGUCGUGAAAGCAGAGUGGGGCCAGCAGAUUAGGAACUACGUGCUGCAUCCGUAUAAGCUGGUGAAGGAUUUGAGGACGGAGUAUGAGACGAGCGAUGUUGGAGGUGUACUGGAUGGCGACCUGGAUGAGAUUAUGGAGACUUAUUUGCGGUGGAAGCAACAACAGCAGCAGAAGCAAGAGCAGGAGCAGCAACAGCAGCAGCACCUAGUUUGA